AUGAGAGGCGGCUUCUGUGUACGCGCUCUGAAUCUGCCCAGCACAGAAAACAGUACUAAGAAGAGAAGGAACAACGGACGUGCAAAGAAGGGCCGUGGCCAUGUCCAGCCCAUCCGCUGCACCAACUGUGCCCGCUGUGUUCCCAAGGACAAGGCCAUCAAGAAGUUUGUCAUCAGGAACAUUGUGGAGGCUGCUGCUGUGAGGGACAUCUCAGAAGCUAGUGUGUUUGACUCAUAUGUAUUGCCCAAGCUCUACGUGAAGCUGCAUUACUGUGUUAGCUGUGCCAUCCACAGCAAGGUGGUGAGAAACAGAUCCCGGGAGGCCCGCAAGGACCGAACACCACCUCCCCGCUUCAGGCCUGGCGGUCCUCCUCCCAGAGCUCCUCCGAAGCCCAUGUGAAGCAAGUCAACUGUCAUAUUCUGUGCAUUGUUUUGCAGAAAAAUAAAAAAAUAUCUGAGACAGGUC
Molecule: messenger RNA, 465 nt
Organism: Rhinichthys klamathensis goyatoka
Lineage: Eukaryota; Metazoa; Chordata; Actinopteri; Cypriniformes; Leuciscidae
Gene: rps26l
Product: ribosomal protein S26, like
Exons: 4
Coding region: 1-399 (132 amino acids)
Biological process (GO): translation
Cellular component (GO): cytosolic small ribosomal subunit; ribosome
Molecular function (GO): mRNA binding; structural constituent of ribosome
Source: RefSeq, a predicted model, not a curated record